AUGGCACGCAUCACCUACUCGCGCCGCAAUGGCUCAGCAUCGACCUCGAAGCUGCGGCUGCUCUGGUCCGUCCUGGUGCUGUCCUGCUCGUUUAUCGCGUUCAGCUCAGCGCAGACUGUCACCGAGGUCGUGACCAUCAGCACUGGCUCAGCUUCCCUCAAUGCGCCAACGAGAACCCCCGCCCCAGCCGGGAGCGCCUCCGCCAGCAGAACCACGCCCCAGGUCACCAGCACGCAGAUCCCUGAUGUUCAACUCUCCGGUGCCCAGGUCCCUUUUCUAAUCCAAAAGCCUAUCCCGUCUCGCUACGAUGAGCUCUCCAAAAAGGUCAAUUCGCGCAUGAAGGACGUCUACUUCACAGGAUGUCCUACAGACCAGGUCAACUACGUCGAUCCCAGCCUGCGUAUCAACAUUUCUGCCGUCUAUACCCAGUUCGACACCGAUCUCGGCAGCAAUCGCCACUUGGCGGAUCAGGACUCGUACAGCUCCGGCGUGCUCCGUAUCGUUGCAGUUGGCGCAACCGACACCGUGGGCAGAACAGUCAACACCAACGUCACCCCUCAGCUCCUCAGCACCCUCUCGGUAGAGACCCAGUUCCUUACCUUCUCGCUCUUUCGCAACGACUCGUAUCUUUGCGAUAGCCUCUACCCCGUCGUCCCAGAUCCCAAUGGCACCGUCGUCAACAACGUCGUCAUUCAGCCAGGCGGAUGUCUCUACGGUCCUGGUCAGGUCUCGCUCGGCGUCGGCAUCCCACUCAAUGAUACCUACAACCUCGGAACUCUCUGGACCCGCAUCCGUCUCAGCGACACUUCCAGUCCGCCCCUCGACAUUGCUUGCAUCGAAGUGUAUGCCAACCCUUAUGACGAUGCAAAGUGGUACUGGGAGCUCAUCUUCUGGUUCCCCGUCGCUUUGACCAUUGGCUACUUUGUCGUCAUCGCUCUUGCCCGCGUCUUCUGCGCCUUCACAGCUCGUGCACGUGCGUUCAAGAACAAGGCGAGAGAGGGCAGUCAGCCCAACGUCAUCAAGGACACCAUCGCACCCACUCUCGUUUCGGCUAUCUCGGGUCAGAAGCUUGCACUCAGCGCUGCACUCCUCCGCUUCGCCACGCCUGGAUGUUGGGACAUCAUUCAGCAUACCCAAUUCGUCGCUGCCAUCUCGAUGGUUGCUGUACGAUGGCCCGAAUUCUCUUAUGGCUUCUUCAAGCAGGCUGCCUGGUCAACCUUGACCGGCAACGUCACCAUCGUCCGCCCUGCAGACCUCGACAGCCAAUACAACUUGCUCAGGACCAAUGCGACUCUGCCGUCAGGAGACGUCGGCACACAGUUCUCGAAUCAGACUUCGCCGCUGUACAUGAACGCACAGGCUCCUAAUCGCUUCAUGAACCUCGACGGCGCACGCGCUGGCAUGGACGCCUACGCCCAUGCUAUCGGGCUUCGAACGCGCGACCUAUUCGGCACUUGUCUCAGCAUUUGGUUCCUCAUCGUCGCCGCCAUCGUCGCUCUUUCGCUCGUGGCCUGGAUUGUCGAUUCGUUCCACGACACCUUCCUGCGCUUGCAGAAGCGUCGCGAGGACGGAUACAGCUUGAACGUCGCCCGCACACCUGGUGCCGCCGAGACCAAAGAGAUGGCAGAGGCGGAUGACGAUCGUCCGCGUUCCUCACUCAGCCGUCGCGGAGGGUACCGCUUCCUGGGAACGGGCGGAAAGCGUCUGUUCGGGUCCAGCGACAACCUCUUCCAUCUUCGCAUGCUGCACGGCAACAUCUUGCGCGCCAUCACCCUUUAUCACCUGCCCAUCACCAUCUUUACCACUUUCCACAUGGCCAACGCCGACAUCUUUUCCGCCACUUCGGUCGCUCUCGCCGGUCUUGCGUUUGCCAUCCUCUCGGUCUUGGCUCCAGCCUACACAGUCUUUUGCAUCAGCCGUGCGCCUACAGCCAAGCUCUACGACUCGAUCGGCACGCUUUCCGCCUUUGGCCCGGUCUACAAUAACUACAGCCCAGGAUCGCAGCUGUUCUGCAUCGUCGACUUCGCACGCACGUUCGUCUUGGGUGUCGUCAUUGGCGCGGGUCAGAUGAACGGCAGUGCUCAAGCCAUCAUCAUCUUGGUCUUCGAGAUCAUGUUUGUGCUCGCCUGCAGUCUCUGGCUGCCAUGGGGAGAGGGCGCCAUGAUGGGUCCCGUCAGCUUUGUCUCCAACGUCCUGCGCAUCUUCACAGCGGUCUUGAUCCUGCUGCUCAGCCCUUUGGUCAACUUCGGCCGUGCACCCAACGGCUGGCUCACGUACGUCGUCCUUCUCCUCCAGGCGAUCCUCUACGUCUGCGCCGCCCUCAUCUUGGUGGUCAAGAUCGUCGAGGGCCUGGUGCGUCUAGCGUGGCGAGCCUCCUUCGACGAGCGUGCAUCGACGCGACUUUCAGGUCUGGGAGGCGCGCUUCGCAAGAUCAAGAAGAGGAAGGAGAGCAAGCUCCGUCUCAACAAGAAGGGUAACACAGCACUCAAGCGUCUCUCACGGACGCAACCGCCACUGGAUCGCUCGGCGUCGGUGAACACGCAGACCAUGAUGCUCGCGACGCUUGGCAAGGAGAGCUACUCGGGCGAAAACACACCAGCGAUGCCCUCGUCGCCACGCAAGCUCAGCAGCUCGAUGCCGUCCACCAUGUCGAUGAAUCGCAUGCCCAUGCACUCUCGUCAGGCGUCGUAUGCUUCGUAUCUGGACAGCCAGCUGCAGGGCCGCAAGUCGCCCGCGGACAUGCUGGCCGAUGGCAACAGUCCUUACUCGACCUAUCUUCGAGGCGAUCCACACGACGAAGGCUUCAUCAUGGCUGCACUACCACCCGCUCCUGGCAACGGCAGGCCAGUGUCACCAAGACCCGUGUCGCCGCCUCCGCAUUUGCAUCAAUGGGGUGGACGGCAGUCGCCCCCGCCUGCACAGCAGUCUGGAUUCGUGCGAAUGGGCGGCGGUCGCGCUUCCGAAAAUGCGCCGUACCAGGCGCUGCACGGUCACGGUCACGGUCACGGUCAACGUCCACUUGCCAGACCGCAGAGCAGCGGUAGCGUCGAGCGCAUGUCACCAACGCAUCAGUUCCAUUCGCUGCCGCCCCAACGCCGUCCGCGACCUUUGUCACAAAGCGCCAUGGUCGAGUCGUACUUUGACAAUCGUCGACCAUCUUUCGACCCGGACGCCGGCAUUGGGCUAUCGAGCACCGAAGCUGCCGCCCGCAACGCUACGAUACGUCGCUACUCGCAGGGCGCACAGCUGCGCGCUAGUCAAUCGAUUGCUGGUAUGAUGGCGGUCGACGAAGAAGGACAGCCGAUCCAGCCGGCCAGCAAGAAGCAGAAGGGCAAGUUCUGGAAACGAGGCGGCGCACGUAGCGAUUCGGACAGCGACGACGAUGAUGACGGAGGGUAUGGUGCAGAUGGCGCUGCAGCCUUCCGAUCGCGUGGUGGCUGGCGAGGACUUAACAAGAUGAGUGCCGCCAUGAACAGUGUAGCUGCGCGACUCGGAGGCGGCAAGUCGGGAGGAGGGAUCGCAGAGGAAGGAAACACGAGCCUGGAGCCUCCCGCCUCGGAAGCGGAUGUGUCUGGCACAAGGCAAGGUGGUGGAUUCGAGGUGGUGCGUCCGCAACGACCGAGGCGUAGUCUACCAGGCGUAGACAGGGCGAUGGACUCGACAGCGCUGGCAGCAGCGACGGCGAGCUCGAGGGCGGAUGGUGCUGGACAGGCGCAUCCGUCUCCCACGCCCACCGCCGUUCAGCGAUUGAGCAGCACGGAUGUGAUGCCAGCCAGGAGUGGCAGCCGUGCCGGUCUAUCCUCUGCUGCGGAUGCGUAUUCGAUGCCUGCCUACGGAUCGCACCAGCAGCAGCUGGACGAGUUUGACGCGUCCUCCGGCACACUUCCUCCCGGCGCUGGUCAGCAAGCGCUGCUCCUGCCGUAUCGGGCCCCGUCUCGGCCAACAUCGGCCAUCAUGUCCGCAAGCAACUCGAAGCCUCAAGUGAACGAGGACAGCUUCUGGGUCUCAUCGAGCUCGCGGCCGCAGUCGCAGGCCUCGCGGCCGAUCUCGUCGUCGUCGUCUCGCAUGAUGGCCGUCGCCCUCUCCUCAGGCGGUGAGACGCGCGACUCUCGCCAGCAGGUGUCGACCUCCUCGUCGCGUGGCAGGAUCGCCGAGCCGAUGCAGGCCGAAGUGGUCAAUGCCGAAGAAUCGUCGUCUUCGGCAGGAGGCACACCGCCUGUGGCCGCAGAGACGGCGACGGACCCGAUGACGUUCUACGAUGCUCAGGAGGAGGCGCCGAUAUUCGAUGCGGAUGGCAAGCUGAUCACGUCUGCGAUCAACUUUGAUCGGCCAGCGUCGAGCACUGCGGCGCCGAUGGCGAUGCAAAGGUCUGGCAGUGGUGCGCCGCAAGUGUGGGAUGCUGCUCAGGCGUAUAGAUGA
Molecule: messenger RNA, 4419 nt
Organism: Kalmanozyma brasiliensis GHG001
Lineage: Eukaryota; Fungi; Basidiomycota; Ustilaginomycetes; Ustilaginales
Product: TRP-like family
Exons: 1
Coding region: 1-4419 (1472 amino acids)
Biological process (GO): transmembrane transport
Source: RefSeq, a predicted model, not a curated record